Molecule: messenger RNA, 5406 nt
Organism: Bacidia gigantensis
Lineage: Eukaryota; Fungi; Ascomycota; Lecanoromycetes; Lecanorales; Ramalinaceae
Exons: 2
Coding region: 1-5406 (1801 amino acids)
Biological process (GO): proteasome assembly
Cellular component (GO): cytoplasm; nucleus
Molecular function (GO): molecular adaptor activity
Source: RefSeq, a predicted model, not a curated record
AUGUCGAGUUCGGGUAAUACGGAGGCUCGAGAGUUGAAUCUCAUCGGUAAGGUCGAGCUCAAGAUUGCUCUUGUCGAUUCCGAUGAAGCUCUACAAGCUAUUCUGAAGACUUACUUGCCACCUCUUUUGUUGAAGCUUGCGUCAGACUCCGUUGCCGUUAGAAACAAGGAACGCCUGGAAUUACUGCCAGCCAUCUUGAAAGGCUUGCACGCCAAUUAUCAUGAGUCACCAAAGCAUGCGGCAACCCUUUUCAACCUGUUCCUCAAGCUGCUUCAUAGCAUAUCGUUGCCCUCACGAGGUGAUAAUGAGGAUUCAGCGCUGAGAGGACGAUUUGGUUUCAGCGAAAAACCCGAAGAUGCUUCAUUCCUUGCAGACUGGUCUGGUAAGUUGGUACUCUUCAGUCCCGGUAAACCACCAUCCACUCGUGGCCCUGGUUUGACCGAAGACGACUACAACUUUCUCCAGCUCUAUGGCAAAUCUGAUACCUGGAAUCCGGGAGUAUCAGAUGGGAUGAAUCUAUCAGAGACAAAGGUCGUGUGUAUUCGCUUUGUCGCCAGUGGAGCAUUCACGGAUCAAGAGAGAUUUCUACCCGCUUUGUUUGCUUCGGCUGACACGAACUCCCGCAUUUCUGACGUUGGCAAUGAUAUGCUAAAAAGAGCUACUUCUGCUAUUUCUCUUGAGGAUAUGACUCUCAUUAGGAAUCUCUAUAAUCUCUACCUAGGUAGCGGAGGGACAACUGGCUCGCUUCCAGCCCGACCUGCACUGCAGACCAAAAUCCUGACCUUCUUGAGCCGUUCCAGUGCUGCUUCUUCUUUUGUUGAGGACAGUACGAAGAUCAUACAAGAUGGGCUAGCACAUGAGCCACAGGCACAAACUAACGGGAACGUCCAAGGGUCUAAGAAGGGUCUUGAGAUCUCAAGACUCAGAGGCCAAAUAUUCGCUUUCACAAAUUGGCUUGCACGGAUCAGCUCCCCGCGUGACAUUGCUACCUUUGCGCCAACCCUAGUAAGUCAUCUUCGUACCUACAUUCAAGAUCAGGGAUGGCCAAGACCUCGGACAGAGGGGCCCUUGGAUGCUGGUGAAUUAGCUUCGAGGUCAUAUGGAUACGAAAGUAUCGGCUUGUUGGCUUCCGCAUGCGCUGAUACACUUUUACUGGAGCCAUCACUUGAGCUACUUCGUUGGCUAAUGACUUCGCUAAGCGAGGAUUCAUCAGGAGUUGAAAUUUCGAUGAGUAUCGAAAAUGCUCUAGGUAGUAUAAUUAGGGCUUUCGGGGGCCGCCCAAUCCUCGAGCUGCAAGACUCUCUUGCUGCUCUCUUCAUGCACCAUAUGAGUCUCGUUCCUACUGUUGGUGACGAAAAUAGUACCGGGAUAGUCCGAAGCACCAAAUUUGUAUCGUUACGCUUUGCAAAUCGGUGUCUCUCUUACAGCAACAUAGACGGGCGGUAUAUCGAUAUUCUUUCAUUACGCGGUCAUGAUGUAGAUCGGAGCGAAGUUCUUGAAGAAGGUAGGAAAGGUCUUGAUCCGUACUGGCACCGUGUCCUCAAUCCCUCACAAAAGCAAGAAUCAGUAAAUUCAGGGGCUGUGCAAGCCACCGACUUUCCAGCAUUUGAACCUUUAGUAGAGCGGCUCUUCGGCCCCGAUGCAGAGUGGGAUCUUUCAAACCCACAAUUUAUACCCGCAUUUUUUGCAGCGCUGGGGUAUUGUCGUUGUGUCCUUCUACAUCAAUCCCUGACGCAGGUCGAAAGCCCGCCUGUCAUUGACACGGAAUGGGCUAGAAACAUCGACGCUCUCAUUUCUAACAAUGAGGAUGCAAGACGUAGCCUCAAAACACUUUUCACCAGCAAUUUGAGAGACUCUGUACACUUCUCAAGAGCCGUUUCAAUUUAUCUCCAUGCCUGUUUUAAAGCUCUGACUAGCCAGAGUAUGACCGAAGCAGCACAGGCUGGCCAAUAUUUCAUUGAAAUAUGUGCGUUUUUGCCAACCUCUGAAUACAGUGACCUUUCCAGGCACAUCAUGAAAUUACAGGGUCCUAUGUUCUCUACCGACAGCGCCUUGAGCAGAUCAUCAUCCUUAAUAUUUGGGCUAUUAGCUUCCUCUGGGAAAUGCGAGGAAAGCACGUUGCAACGGAUGUCUGGUGUCUUCGAGCAAUAUUUGGGGUCUUGGAAGGACGCUAUAGGUGCAGAUGUGUACAAAGUAUACGGAUCACUGCUCGCAACCGCCUUUCUCCUCAGCAGAUGCGCCCGCCGGAAUGAGCGAAUCAGGGCGUUUGACGAGCAACAAAAGAAACUCAAACUCAUCUGUUUCUCUGUUCUCUCUCAAAGUCGGGAUAAAAUGCUACUUGACGCCGUGUUCCUUGCUAUCUCUGAGCUUGCACUCUAUGGGGUGCUAUCCACUGACGACAUAUCAUCGAUACCAGUGGAGACAAUCGCAAAAUUCUUCGAAAAUGGCGAGAAAGGUAGUGAGAGGGCCAUUACCUCACUUGGGCAUUUAGCCAUGCAGUGUCGCGAGGAAGAAAGCGAGGACUCGACUCUGCAGGUUAUCAUCGACCGACUACACGAGCUUCAUAACGUUCGUCAACCCGAGGUACAAUUUGCCGUAGGCGAAGCUUUUAGCUGCGCAGCCAUUGGUUGGGAUUCAAAGGCGUUCAUUUCGACUCUGGAUUUGGAUGGAGCUCUGCCCCCAUCUGCACAGCAUGAUAGCACGCUUCAAGCUCUGCUUGAUCGAAUUCUUGCAGAGUGUAAAUCAACCAAGCCUGCCCUUCGUCAAGCCACGGUAAUCUGGUUGCUUUGCCUAGUGCAAUUUUGCGGCCAUCGCCCUGCCGUUCAAAGCCGGCUGCAAAAAUGUCAAGCUGCUUUCAAGGGAUUCUUAGCGGAUCGAGAAACCCUGAAUCAAGAAUCUGCCUCCCGUGGUUUGACAUUGAUCUAUGAGAAAGGCAACCAAGAUUUGAAGACAGACCUCAUACGCGAUUUAGUCGGAUCAUUCACAGGAACAACUUCAACUCUCGCAGGCAGUAUCUCAGAGGACACCGAAUUGUUUGAGGCGGGAGCACUUCCCACCGGGGAUGGUUCAGUCAGAACGUACAAAGACAUUAUGAGUCUGGCGUCGGAGGUCGGCGAUUCCAGCUUGGUCUACCGUUUUAUGUCUCUAGCUUCACACAACGCAAUCUGGUCAAGUAGAGCAGCGUUUGGUCGAUUUGGGUUGAGCAAUAUUCUGAGUGACGCAAAUACGGAUGGAUAUUUUGCAAAUAAUCCGAAGCUUUACCCAGCACUAUAUCGAUACCGGUUUGAUCCAAAUUCAGGGGUCCGCAAUGCAAUGAACGAUAUAUGGACUGCCUUGGUCAAAGAUCCUGUGACAACAAUCAGCACGCAUUUUACCGCUAUCAUCAAAGACCUGAUGAAAAGCAUACUGAACAAAGAGUGGCGCACACGUCAAGCUAGCUGUGCUGCUAUAGCGGAUCUAGUCCAAGGUCGGUCACUUGAGAUGUAUGAAGAAUACUUGAAUGAGAUCUGGUCGCUCGCUUUCAAGGUAUGCGACGACAUCAAGGAGUCUGUCCGUGCCGCUGCGAUGUCCCUUUCAAGAGUCUUAGUCGGCAUCCUCACUCGUUCUCUAGAAGCUAGAGAUUCUUCAUCCCGUUCCGCUGACAAGAUGCUCAAGCAAGUCUUGCCUUUCCUACUCAGUACACAAGGACUAGAGUCUAGUGCGCCUGACGUCCAAGAUUUUUCCCGCAAAACGAUUUUGCAAAUCAUAAAAAAGAGCAGUGGCAAAAUCUUACGGCCCUUCGUACCUGAGCUUGUGGGCCGAUUGCUAGCAUUGUUGAGCUCUAUAGAACCCGAAAUGAUCAACUACGUUCACAUGAAUGCUGAGACCUUUGGCUUGACAAAGCAAGAGUUGGAUGAUGCACGGCUCAAGCACAUCCGCGGUUCUUCCAUGCUUGAAGCGAUCGAGCGUUGCUUGGACUAUCUAGAUGACAGCUCGAUGCCCGAGCUGCAGCAACGCCUUGAGAGCGCUAUCAAAACCGUAAUCGGGCUUCCUUCAAAAGUCGGCUGCAGUCGUGUGCUGGUUUCCCUAUCAACCCAGCAAAAUUUUGUUUUCAAACCUUACGCUGACUAUUUCCUGUUCAUCGCCCAAAAGCAGGUAUUUGACCGCAAUGAUACUAUCUCUUCAGCUUACGCUAUCUCCUGUGGAUAUCUGGCGCGCUUGGCAAGCGAAGGUGCUCUUUUGAAGCUCGUCGAAAGUUGCCGUGUGCUCUAUUUCGAUACUGAGGAGGACAGACAGCGUAUGAUUUCCGGAGACGUGACUCAUGCCUUUUCAAAGUACGCUACGGAUCGCUUCAAUUCAAUGGCUGGAGAGAUACUCCCAUUCAUAUUUGUUGCAAAACAUGAUCUUAACGAUCGCGCACAAGGCCUGUUCCAGGACACUUGGAAUGAAAAUGUCGGAGGGUCGAGGGCAGUAUUGUUAUAUUUGCGUGAGAUCGUUCAAUUAGCUUCGCAGCAUCUUGACUCAACAAGAUGGGCCCUCAAGCAUACGGCGGCUUUCUCAAUCGCAGAAGUAGUUACUAACGCAGGAUCUACGAUAAGCGACGCAGAUGCUCGUACCAUUUGGCCGGCCCUCGAGAAGGCAUUGGUGGGAAAGACCUGGGAGGGUAAAGAAAAGGUCCUUCGUGCUUUUGUGGCCUUUGUAAAACAUAGCACAUUGGCCAGAGAAGAUCCAAAGCUGAUGGAGCAAACGACAAAGAUAAUGCUUCGAGAGAGUAGGAGGAAUAAUCCUGUAUAUCAUCAGGAUGCCCUUGGAAGCUUAUCAGACUUUGUAGACAGCCAACACUCUGCAGAGCUUUAUGACCAAGCGUAUGAAAUCGCUAUGUCAACAAUCGAGAAACUUCUCGGGGAUUCUGAUGAAAUGGACAUCGAUUCUUCUGCUGGAGGCCCCUCUUCAAAGACUGUAAGGGAUCUGACAAUUGCAAAUGCUCUCAAGACAAUUCUCCGAUCCCCUCAUCCUCAAGACUUUACACGCAGCGAUUGGAACAAGGCGCUCAGGCAAUGCUUAUCGUUACUUGAUAGGGUCAACGAGACUGAAAGAGGAAAUAAAGCCGCCCAGACGGCAAUAUACGAGUCACUCAAAUUGCUUUUCCAGAGGUGGCAAGGAGCCUCUGAGAUGCUUCCAUCAUCACCAGAAGAGGUCUACAAGGGAUACACAAGACACGUAUUCAACGCCCAAGAUCAAGUUGAGAACGUCCGGCUAAAAGCUGCCGAGGCUGCGGUAGAGCUAGCCCCUAUAGCUCUGAAAGGAGAGGGCUCCAAAAUCAAUUUCAGCGACGAGCUGAAACGGGCAAGGGUAGCGGAAAGAUCAGGAUCUGUACAGCAAGUCUUGGAACGUGUAGCGAAGUUCUCUGACGUAUCGAAGACAUGA